Melitaea cinxia (Glanville fritillary) is the source of this 1866-nucleotide messenger RNA. Its product is annotated as piggyBac transposable element-derived protein 4-like. NCBI's taxonomy places the organism in Eukaryota, Metazoa, Arthropoda, Insecta, Lepidoptera, Nymphalidae. The transcript has a single exon. The record is from RefSeq and is a predicted model, not a curated record. The coding region runs from base 1 to 1866 and encodes 621 amino acids.
AUGUCGAGCUCAGAUGUGGAGUCUACAGAGACAAGAAAAAUUGCAAGAAAUAUGAUGAGAACAGAGUUCAGCGGAUCUAGUGAUACUCUAGUGUCAGAUAAUGAAGUAGAGGUAAGAAUCCAUUCAACUUUAACUGUCCCUCUGGAGCAGCCGUGCACUUCAGAUCAAAUUAUAAACACAACUAAGGACGAUAUAGGGGAUGAUAAUGCCAGGGCAAACAGCCCAUCUAUACUAAUGUGCCAUGAACGAUUCGAUGAUGCAUCUGAUAUACACGAAAUAUCGUGUGAAAAUUCUCAAAAUGACACUGACGAGUGGGUGGACGUUACCGCCGAGAUCCCUCUUUUUCAUUUUGAUUACGCAUCUGAAGGACUCAAAGUAGAAAUACCUAAUAAUGCUCAACCUUUAGAUAUUUUCAAAUUAAUAUUUUCUAACGAUCUUUUGGAUUUUGUUGUGUCUAGAACAAAUGCUUACGGAAAUAAUUUGACGAAUACAACCAGACCUCAUACUCGACAUAGUAGAAAAUGUUCUUUUCGUGAUGUAACCAAAGAAGAAAUGUUAGCUUUCUUGGGGCUUUGUUUAUUACAAGGCCAAAUUAAAAUUCCAAACAGGCGAAAACUCUUCUCGUAUUCCGAUCCUUUGAAUUUCCACCCGAUAUUUUCUUAUGUAAUGUCAUCUAGAAGAUUUGAUCAAAUAUUACGAGCCAUUUAUGUAUCAGAUAUUGAGGCAAAAAGCGAGAAGAAAAUAACUGGUUUUAUUGAAGCUCUAUCUGAGAACUUUCGUCGUGUAUACGGUCCUGGCAAAGAAUUAUCGUUAGAUGAAUCUCUAGUUUUAUACAGGGGUAGACUAUAUUUUAGGCAGUACAUAAAAUCUAAGAAGGCUCGUUAUGGUAUAAAAUUUUAUAUGCUAACCAGUGCAACAGGAUAUGUUCUGAAUAUUAUUAUGUAUUGUGGUAAGGGCGAAGAUGAUAAUACGUAUGGGAAGAAAACCGAACAAAUAGUUAUGAAACUGCUGAAACCAUACUUGAUGAAAGGUCAUCACGUAUUCAUGGAUAAUUUUUAUAAUGAUGUCGAUUUGAGUCAGAAAUUACUAGAGUUGCGUACCCACACCAAUGGCACACUUCGUAAAAACAGAAAGACAAACCCUAAGGGGCUGACACAGAUAAAACUAAAAAAGGGUGAUUUUUUUUGGUGUCGUAAAAAGCAAGUUUACGUAUCAGCGUGGUGUGAUAAGCGUCCAGUUUACGUUAUAACUACCAGAAAUCAUCCUAAGCUAAUAAAUGUUUCAAACCGAUUUGGAAAAAUUUCACAAAAGCCUGAAGAGGUUUCAGAAUAUAAUAAAUAUAUGGGAGGAAUAGAUAGGAAAGACCAAAUGGUUGCAUAUUACUCCUCGCCACAGAAAACAAUUCGAUGGUAUAAGAAAGUAUUCUUUCAUCUCUUAGAUAUAUCUGUUUGGAAUUCUUUCUUUGUCUACAAAAAAUACUUUAAAAACGAUGUAAAAUACGAAUUUCUGGACUAUCGCGAAGAUUUGAUAAAACAAAUGAUAAACUUAGAGAGUGGUUGUUCUGGUAGAAACAUUAUAAGAACUGGUAGCAUAUAUUCCAGUCGACGAACUGCAGUUAGACUUCCAAAAAAGGUACUUCAAGAGGAAAAUUUGGUAAGAAUUAGUCAGGAUCACUGGCCUGAAGAUAUUCCGUGCUCAACUGAUUCCAAGAGGAAUUUUAAAUAUUUGAACUGUAGCCUCUGCACUAAAAAGAAAAAACGGAAAGAGACAAGAUACAGGUGCAAAGGAUGCCGAGAAAAAACUCCCUUAUGCCCUACAUGUUUUGAGGAAUGGCACGCCAAAUAUGUCAAGAGGGGAGAUACAUAA